AUGGUGAGACGCCAUGGAUGGCAGCUCCCGGCUCACACCUUCCAGGUUGUUGCUAUCACAGUGUUCUUUCUUCUGGUCGUUGCAUUCUAUGCCUUCUUUGCACCCUUUCUCGGUAAACGCAUAUUUGAAUAUGCUUCCAUUGCUGUUUACACUCCUGUGGCACUCACAGUUUUUAUCCUUUAUGUCCGUUGUACACGUAUAAACCCUGCUGAUCCUGGAAUUAUGUUCAAGUUUGAUGAUGAGUUCAUCAAUAUACCAAAAAAUAAUCCUGGGAUGCCAGACAUAGGUUUACCUGACAAUUAUUAUAAUAAUUCAACUGGAUCACAUUCUUCUCCAUCAUCAGCUUGUAGAAGCUCUCUGGAUGGUAAUCCUAAUAAAAAAGCUUCACCUGGAGGAGAUGUGAGGAUAAAUAUCCCAGUGGGCCCACCGAGAAAAAGUAGGUCUCAUUGCUGCAGAUUUGGAGGAUUUAUCUGUGCAUUAUUUGUAAAAGAAGACUGCCGCAAACCAGAAACCACUGAACAUCAAGCUAGUGUGGAAGAUGCUUUGUUCUGUACAUUGUGCAAUGCUGAGGUCCGUAAGUUCAGUAAACAUUGCAGAAGUUGUGAUAAAUGUGUCGAUGGGUUUGACCAUCAUUGUCGGUGGCUGAAUAAUUGUGUUGGGAGGAAAAAUUAUAUAACAUUUAUUUCCCUUAUGGCCACCAGCCUCAUUUGGCUUGCAAUUGAAUGUGGGGUAGGCAUUGCUGUUCUCAUUCUCUGCUUUGUCGAUAAAAAGGGUACAGACAACAGUAUUAAGGAGAAACUAGGAAAUGGUUUUUCUCGUGCUCCAUUUGCAACUGUCGUGGCCAUAUGUACUGCAGUGUCAUUACUGGCUUGUGUGCCUUUGGGUGAACUCUUCUUUUUCCACAUGAUAUUGAUAAAAAAGGGAAUUACAACAUAUGAGUAUGUUGUUGCCAUGAGAGCUAUGAGUGAAGCACCUCCAGAACAAGCAGAUGAGGAAGGACAAAAUGUUCUUUAUUCGCCAACAAAUUCUGCCACAACUGGUUUAAGUGUUGGAAGCUCUCUCGGCAUAGGCCUGCAAUAUAAAGGUGUAUGGUGCACUCCUCCAAGGGUAUUUAUUGACCAGCAGGAUGAAGUCGUUCCACAUUUGGAACCAGGUAUGGUCCCUUCUACUGUUGAUCCCGAUGCAGCCGGUUAUGUUGAAAGAGCAAACAAGUCCAAAAAGGCUGUUAAGAUCAGUGCAUGGAAGCUUGCCAAAUUGGACUCCAGUGAGGCGAUGAGGGCUGCAGCCAAAGCCAGGGCAUCCUCUUCAGUUCUUCGGCCUAUUGAUGCUCGUCGUGUCCCUGAUGUCGAGUUUAGCUCCAGUGGAAAUGCAAGUGUAAGAAGUAGUAUGAGCAUGGAUUUUAGUGCAACUAAAGAAUCACGGAGUGGGCUUAAGCUUUCUCCAAGGAACUCCUACCCACAAAGUCUUGCAAGCAAGGAAGAUUAUGAGACUGGUACACAAACUGCAAGCAGCUUAAGUAGUCCAGUUCACAUCCAUGAACCUGUUGCCCUUGGUUCACUGCCUUUGCAGCGUUCAGUUCCUGAACGGCCUCCACCCAGUCUUCCAAGGGGGCCUUUCCCAACUACCCAACUGACUAACCCAAUGUUCCAAUCUGCCACUUCAAUUGUUAGGGAGACUAAAAGGGCCUCAGUCGUAUGGGAUCAAGAAGCUGGCCGGUAUGUGUCAGUACCUGCAACUGCUAGAAGUGAAACUACAACUGAAGUUCCAGCCAGAACUUCUCGGGUUUCUUUGGUAAAUCCUUCUGCAGAAUCUAGUGCUUAUGGACGAAGACCAACCCUUCCUAGUGCUGGUGUCUCAGUGAUGCCUCGUGUGCCACCACCAGAGAGAUUAAUGUACACAGGGCAGUCAAUAUUUUUUGGUGGGCCCCUUUUAAGUGCUCCUGUUAGAGAUAUGCGGGGCAAUGAGAGUGUUGGAUUGAGACCAGAUGCUGAGAAGGAAUCUCGUGUGCAUCGUGAGGCACGUGUAGAGAGAGGUCAAGCGGCAGACUCAUUCCCUUUGUUUGUUCCUGGAACAUUUCAGAAGAAUCCUUCAUCUAGACCCUAGUGAUUUCUUGCUUAAUAUAUCUUCUGAUUUCACCAUUCUGGAUCUGUUUAAAUGGUGACAGUGAAUCGGUUUGUGUGGGAUUUAUGAUGAGAUGGUGCUUCAAUGGCAUAAUUUUGGAGGCAUUUGAGGCUGACAAUCAAAUUAUGACUGCUCUUCAAGGGAAUGAUGCAAUGUAACAUGUUUUCAAACCUGCAAAUUGAGCUGCUGCUGCAGUUGAGAAGACAACCAUAAAGAUUGAUCAUCUGAUCCAAAGCACCCAGAUCAUCUGGGUUGAUGUUUGCUUCUUUGCUGGUUGCUUUCGCCUGCCUGCGAAAAAACUGACCUCUUGCGGUGGAUAAUCAUCAGACAUAUUUUCUUUGGAACAAGAAUUUUUAUGCUUAUGUAUAUGCCAGCUUGUACAUUCAUUUGAGGGCAGUUUGGUUCAUCAGAUAUAUAUAUUUUUUAUUUUAAUUUUUAUUACAUUUUAAGUUUUAGG
Elaeis guineensis (African oil palm) is the source of this 2578-nucleotide messenger RNA. Its product is annotated as probable protein S-acyltransferase 19. Gene Ontology annotation, cellular component: endoplasmic reticulum; Golgi apparatus. Lineage: Eukaryota; Viridiplantae; Streptophyta; Magnoliopsida; Arecales; Arecaceae. Gene Ontology annotation, molecular function: protein-cysteine S-palmitoyltransferase activity. The record is from RefSeq and is a predicted model, not a curated record. Gene Ontology annotation, biological process: peptidyl-L-cysteine S-palmitoylation; protein targeting to membrane.